GGAAUACUUGUAAAAUCAUGUUGAUAUUCUUUCUUCUCUCCCCUCGCUCCCUCCCUCGCAUUUCUAUCUUCUCUCACAUAUCGUACACAUACACAUUCUAAAAUCCAAUGAACGCGUAAAAUUCAUUGGACGCGCAAAAACGUGAAAGAAAAUAAGGUUGCCCAGUCCAGCCCGCCCAGCCAGCCAGCCCAGCCCAGUCCAAUACCAUCCCACACCACUCCAUACCAUACCUUCGCUAUCUUGGCUAUGGGACUUGGAGUACUACAAGGUACUGUACAACCUUAUGAGACAUCCACCCUACCACUGCCACCAUUCUUCUUCUUCUCCUCCUCCAACAUCCAAUUGAGCAUUCUCCGUCUUGGUCUUUGCAUCGAACUCGCUGGAUUUAAUGUGCGUUUCAUUCUCAACGACGCCUCGAUCAUUUCAACUGCCACUUCCUCCCUUCUCUUGGAAGACGUAGGGAUUCGUUGGGUACCUUUCUUAUCUGCAACUCCAGAGGAUGAUUAAAGUUUCUAUCGUGCUGAAAUUCAAAACCACUACCCCAGCACCAGUUCCAGCAAUCCUACCUUACAACCUCUUCAAACUCUUUCAAUCCCUUCAAUCGCAUCAUUCUCCUCCCUCGCUCUGAUUUGGCCUCUUUCCCAUCCUCUGCAAAUAAGAGGGCUACGAAUUGAACCACGAAAGAAUACUGGCCAUCCCUCGACCGAUCACCCAUUCCAAGAUCUUCAUUAUCGACCUCGAGAAAGACCGGCACAAUGAAAGCUACACCCUUAAUCAUCAACUGGCAUGAUCAGAAUUCUCCCAUAUAUAGUUGCGAUUGGGAAAGGGCGGGCAAGGGGAGAUUGGCGACUGCGGGAGGAGAUGGAAAUGUUAGGUUGUGGAAGAUAGAAUCCGAAGGAGAAGACCGCAAGAUUGACUAUCUAGCUACGCUCCAAAAGCAUACCCAAGCAGUUAAUGUAGUAAGAUGGGCUCCGAAAGGGGAAUUACUAGCAUCUGCUGGAGACGACGGAAAUGUGCUACUUUGGGUACCUAGCGAAGCUUCAAGUAUUACACCGGCAUUCGGAGGAGAUGGAUUUGAAGAAAAGGAAACAUGGCGAACCAAACACAUGUGUCGAUCAUCGGGUGCUGAGAUAUACGAUUUGGCUUGGUCCCCAGAUUCCGUGUACUUCAUAAUUGGGAGUAUGGACAAUGUUGCGAGGAUAUACAAUGCUCAAACUGGUCAGUUAAUUAGGCAAAUCGCUGAACAUCAACAUUAUGUUCAAGGUGUUGCUUGGGAUCCAUUAAAUGAAUACAUCGCGACGCAAUCAUCCGAUCGAUCCGUACACAUCUAUACCCUGAGAACGAAAGACGGACAAUUCAGUCUCGACAAUAGGGAGGAACCAAAAAAGAUUGGGCAUAAUUUGAAGAUGGAUUUACCGGGAAGACGAAUCUCCUCCAAUAGUCCAGCCCCGCCGGAGCUUGGAUUUCGCUCACAAUUUCCACCGGAAACACCAAAUACAAUAGGCUCACCGGGUCCAUCAUGUCCAGGCACGCCAACUUCCAUGGCGUUACCGAUGAAUCCUCCAAGUGUCAUUAGUCAUAGUAGAAGAUCUUCAUUUGGUGCUUCUUCUCCAGCAAUGUCUAUGCGAAGGUCAGCCUCUCCUGCUCCUUCCAUGCCUUUACCCGCUGUUAUGCCUAUGGAAGCAUCACCAAAACCAUAUUCGAUGAUUGGACUUGGAGUCAAAAAUGCUCAUAUCUACGCCAAUGAAACCCUCAAGUCAUUUUUCCGAAGACUCGCAUUCACACCGGAUGGUAGUCUUCUUUUCACCCCAGCCGGUCAAUAUCAAACGCAACACAAGGGAUCAGAAGAGGGUGCGAAAAUGUUAUAUGAAGUAAUUAACACGGUUUACAUUUAUACAAGGGGUGGAAUUAACAAGCCUCCUGUUGCACAUUUACCGGGGCACAAGAAACCUUCUGUGGCCGUCAAAUGCUCUCCGGUUUACUACACAACAAGAAAAGCUCCUUCACCAAUUACAAAAUAUAUCACCAUCGAUACAUCAUCCGCUGAUGACACAAUGGCAGCAUUGCCAGAACCAGCAAUGGUUCCUAAAUCUCCAUCGAAUGCUUCAAUGGAACCACCUCCAAUUGUAUCACAAAGUAGUGAUUCCUCGAGACCUAGUUCUUCAUCUAAACCGAAAUCGUUGGAGGUUGAAACAAACGUAACAUCUCAAGGUCCAACAAUGGCAUUUUCUUUACCUUAUCGUAUGGUUUAUGCUGUUGCCACAGAGGAUUCGGUUUUAUUGUAUGACACACAGCAACAAACCCCGCUUUGCAUAGUGAGCAAUUUACAUUGUGCAACCUUUACAGAUUUAUCAUGGUCAACUGAUGGAACUACGUUAUUGAUGACAUCUUCGGAUGGUUUCUGUUCAACAUUAACUUUUGCUCCUAGUGAACUUGGACAAAUUUAUGAUGAAGAAAUACCUACUGCAAAACGUUCAUUUAUUAGUGGUUCAGCAGUCUCGUCAACUCAAAAUACUCCCAUGGCAACACCAACAGCUGGGAUUGCACCUCCAUCACCAUUUCCAGUUUCAAAUAAUCAUCAUCGUACAUCUUCAAAUCCUAUGGUUGCGCCAUCACCCCCACCAGCUCCCAUCACGACUUUUAGACCUUCUUCGCCUACGCGAUCAAAUUCUACAUCUUCAGUUGCAACACAAUCAUCUCAUGUAACAUCAGCUCUAGGGACAAUUAUCAGUAAUCCAACUCCGUUGUCAAGUAGUGUUCCAGGUAUUGCAGCAGCAAAUACCACUUCAGGAGUUCCUAUGACAACACCCCCACAAACUCCUAGAAGUACUACAGGUUCGGUAGUGGGUGUUAAACGUCCGGGAGAUGUAAGUGAGAGUGAAAAGGAGGAUACAGGAGCUGGACCUGAAAAGAAAAAGAGAAGAAUUGCUCCUACUCAAGUUUUGUCGACGAAUCCUGCAACUGGCAAGUAGUGAUUUGGAUGUUAUUCAAGAAGUUUUCUUUUCCAAUUGAUUUGAGACUUGAUUUGAUCUCAUGGGAUGGUGGGUUGGUGGGAUGUGAUAUUUUUCGGUAUCCAAAGGCUUAGGUGUGUAUGGUUUGGUGUUUUACGAACUAGGAAGGAGUUAACAUGAAAGGAAAGGAAAGGAAAUAUAUGAUGCCCUGGUACCUUUUGCAUGGGAUCAGGUUGGAGUUUUUAGUGGGCAUAAAUGAAUAUAAUGAUUUCCAUUUUUAUUUCGACUAUUAUGUAUAAUUUUUGUUAUUCUUUAGCUGAACUAUGUUUAACAGUUUUUUCUUUUGAUUUUAUGAGAAGGUGUGAAUGAUUUGUAUUGUUAAUGGAAUGAAGAAUUUUAUGAAUGAUUCGAGAGAGGAGGGGUUUA
Molecule: messenger RNA, 3377 nt
Organism: Botrytis cinerea B05.10
Lineage: Eukaryota; Fungi; Ascomycota; Leotiomycetes; Helotiales; Sclerotiniaceae
Gene: Bccac2
Product: Bccac2
Exons: 5
Coding region: 756-2972 (738 amino acids)
Biological process (GO): DNA replication-dependent chromatin assembly; nucleosome assembly
Cellular component (GO): nucleus; CAF-1 complex
Molecular function (GO): protein binding
Source: RefSeq, a predicted model, not a curated record